AUGAACUCAACAUUCGGACGGGUAAGGAAGAAAGUUUCAAUCAUUUCUGUUCCAGAAUUUGCACCUGAUUCAUAUGAGAACGAAAACGUUGCAACAAGCGGUGGAAUUGUUGGAAUUGGAUCGACGAGCGGAGGCAGUACACGAAUUGAAUUCGAUUUUGAUGAUUUUGAGGAACAGAUUAUGAGAAAAUCCAGCAUGGCUCUUCCGAGUCGGAAGCUUACCAUCGCCAGCAGUAUAGAUCACGGCAACAAUGGAAAUUUACAUAUUGGAGAUAUCAUUUCAUUAUACACAGAGUCUUCUACUAAUCAAGAACAGCGGGGUUUUUUGAGCACACUUGGACUGGUAGAUGACAGAUGUAUCGUUGAAUUGAAAGACGGACGGCCUGAAAGUCCACCAAAAAAGUUUCGUGAUUGUCUAUUCAAAGUGUGUCCAGUGAACAGAUAUGCAGCCCAAAAGCACUUAUGGACAGAGCAAAAAAGGUUUCAAACGGGAGAUUCGAUGUUUGAUGACGAUUUGAUGAACAAGUUGAGAGUUGCUGCCGAUAAAGAACGCGAAGAAAAUGAAGCAGAAUUCCAAAAGACCCUCGGAAACGUAGUUCAAUAUGGAUCAAUGGUUCAAUUGCUUCAUGUUAAAUCGAAUAAAUACAUCACUGUGCAGAAGAACUCACCAGCAAAAAGAGAACGAAAUGCAAUGAAGGUCUACUUAGAUCGUGCUGGAAAUGAAGGAAGUUGGUUCAUAAUUGAGCCAGCCUACAAACAUUAUGCCAUUGGAGAUAAUGUAUCAGCUGGAAAUAAGAUCUCAUUGAUUCCAAAUGCAGUGUCUACAACUCAAACUGGUCAUGUCAAAUCACAACUUCAUCUUUCCGGAUUUAAUCUUCUCGAUCAUCAGACAGCUGCAGAAGUGAACUGUUUGAAUGAGCCAACUGAAUGGCAAGUGUUCAUGUUCCUUUUGUUUGAUGAGAACCAACAAAAUAGUGUCAAAUCGGGAGAUGUAGUCAGAUUAUUCCACGCAGAUCAACAAACUUUCCUCACUCUGGACACAAUUCCAAAAAUAAAUCCAGCAAAAGAUGUGGUAUUUCUGAGAAUGACAAACCGUCCAUCUGCUGCAGAUGCGACAAGUUCAAGAGCAUUAUGGGAAGUUCAGGUUGUUCAAACGAAUGCAUAUCGUGGAGGAACUGCCAAGUGGAACAAAACAUAUCGCUUCAAACAUCUUGCAUCUGACAUGUAUUUAACAGUUGAAGCAUCUCAAAUUCAAGUGAAACCAGCUGUAAAUGGAAGACGUGCGAGUUUGAUUUAUUCAAAGACAAACAAUCCAAUGGCAAGCAUGUAUUCAGAUGGUCCUAAUGGCAUCACAAAUGAUUCCUCCGAUGCAUCAAAUGGUCCUAAUGUCUAUUUCCUCUCUCCAACAAAAUCAGAUUUCCCAGAAUCAAAUGAGAAUCUUCUGUUCCAGUUGGAUCCUUCCACAUUUAUGAAAUCAAACAAAGAUGUUCCACGUCGUUCAUACGUCCGUCUACUUCAUCAGAGCACCGAUACUUGGGUUCACGCGACAAAUGCAACGGAGAAACAGAACCUCCAUUUCAGUAAUAAAAAUGAAAAGGGAUGGGUCAAAGUGAUUUGUGAGACCAACAGAGUUGACAAGGAAACAUUCGCAUUGCUUCCUGUUAAUCCGGAUGAGGUUCGAGACCUUGACUUCGCCAACGAUGCCUGCAAAGCUCUUCGUAAUUUCAUCAAUCUCAUCAAAAUUGGUUCUGUCAUCUCGAAAGAAGCUCUCAAUUCAACAACACAACUUCUUAUUGACUGCAUUCUUUUCGUUACCAACUCAUCAGAUCAUCUUGCUGAUCCAUUGAAAAUCACUGACUUCUCUCCAUCUCGUGACCGUCAAAAACUUUUGCGUGAACAAGAAGUCCUUCAUCAAGUAUUCCUUCUUCUGAAAGCACCAUUCCAACCACGUCAGGGGUCCACCGAAUUGGGUCCUCUUCUCAGUUCUCCGGCUGAAUUAAGUGACAGUAGAAAUGAAAUAUUCAAGACAAUGUUCCAACUAUGCUAUUGUCUUUUGAAGUAUUCACAAGUCAGCUACAGAAAAAAUCAGGAGUUUUUAGCUGAGAAGUUUGGAGAAAUUCAGGAACAAAUUGGUUUCGAUCUAAUGGCCGAAGACACGAUGACAGCUGUUCUUCACAAUAAUCCAAAGCUUCUUGAGAAAUACGUAAAGGCGCCGCACGUCGAGAGAUUCGUUGAGCUGGUCAGAAACAAUCGUCAGGGAAAAUUCCUCGAUUACCUCGCUGAUCUCUGUGUCUGCCGUGGAGAAGCCAAUAAGAAGAUUCAAGAACUCAUUUGUACUUCAGUUUUGAGCAACACUCACCGUGAUAUUUUUAUGGAUACUAAAGUUAUUGAGGGAGAAAUUGAGGUCGGCUGGGCUCCUAAUUUUAGAAAACUCGUUGAUAUAGCAGAAGGAGCAAAAUCAAAUCAUGAUGACGUGGAGCAUUUGGAUUACUACCGCCACCAACUUGAUCUACUUUCCCAAAUGUGUCAAGAACAACAAUAUCUUGCAAUUGAUCCACCAUUAGAGAGAGGUCUCAUGAAUAUUUCCCAACAACUUCCAGCCGAACUUGUUUUACAAUGUAUGUCAGAUACUCGUCUUCCAUAUGAUCUUCGUGGAUCCUUUACUCGUCUCAUGCUCCAUCUUCAUGUUGUACGAGGCAGUCCUAUGUCUGCAAUCCGUCACGCAAGACUUUGGUGGAGUAUUCCAGAAAAUGUGAAUGUGUCAACGUAUGAAUCAGUGUCCGUUGAGGCAUAUUCAGAUGGAAGUCGGAUGAGAAUUGGUGCUUCGAUUGCUCAUAAAGUGCUCGCUACAGUGGAAACAUACCUGAUGGCUCUGAGAAAUCAGUCAACAGAUGAGAGACACAGUGUCAACUCUAGUAAAUUAACUUAUGAGAUUGUAAAUCUUGCCAAAGCACUUGCUCAAUUCAACUUCUACUCAUUCAAUGAACUUCUGCAACUCACUCAAAACCUUUUAGCAAUAAUCAAUGAAGGACCUUCAGUCGAACAAGUUCCAUCUCAUCGAGCAAUGGUGAAUGCAAUUAGAAACAUGUCGAAAUCAAUGAUGAGAGGAGGAAGUAACAAAGAAAGUUCGAAAGAUCUUGCGAAAACAUCAUCAAUGUCAACAGAUGAUGCCGGAAGGAGCAAGGAAGGAAGAGCUUUAAUCGUCAAGACGAAACUGAUUGUUGCUGAAAUACUUCAGUUCGUGAUGGAUGUCAGGAGAGAUUAUCGAAUUACAAUGGCACUUUCCUGGUUCAAAAAUGUCUUUCCUUGUGAUGAAGAUGGUUCAUUGAUGCAUUCAGCAAGUAUAAAUGAGAGAAUGGCGUCUGAACUUUAUGAUGCAAUUUAUCAUUCAUCUGGACAUGAACUCCAUUUGGAUGGAAAAGAUGGACAACUUCUACUUGCAAUUCUUCUUCAAAUGACGAUGUCUGAUUAUCCACCACUCACGAGUAUUGCAUUGAAAGUUCUUUUCCGUCAUUUCACUCAAUAUCAAGAGCUUUUGGAAGAUUUGAAACAAGUUCAGUUGCUAGUUUCGAAUGAUGACGUGGAGAAUUAUCGGCAGAUCGAUCGAGAUUUGUUCAUUCUGAAAAAUCUCACAGAGAAAUCUGAGUUGUGGGUUCACGGAGAUAGGAAUCAUUCUGUUGAAACCAAAGAAGUGGAUGACAAGGAAAGAACAACUGAAUAUGAUCUACAGAGACAUGAACUGAAUACUCCAAGAGCAUUUGGAUCAAGAGAUUCGAUGGAUGCAGUGAUUGCAGUUAUAAACGAGCAUUAUUCAAACUUCAAAACUGAAAGUCUUCAACUUCUGAAUCGUCUUUUGAUUAAAGACGAUCGAAAUGAUGCAGCUGUUGCUCUUCAAGAACUUAGUGACAAAGCACCACUCAUCGCAUAUCCACUGAUCCGUCAAAUGCUGGUUCGUCUUACAAGAAUGUGUUAUCGAGAUGGGAAACCAGAUACAAUGAAUCAACAACUUCUGAAAAACAUGAGAGUUUACGAAGUUGUUCUGGAGUUUAUCAGUGUUCCACAUGACAAGAAACACGAUCACGAGAUGAUGAAGUUGAUAACUUUAUCCCAUGAAUUCUUGAGAAGUUUCUGCAAAACAAAUAAGGAGAAUCAAAGUAGACUUUACAAGUUCAUUUCUUACGAAAAAGAUGCAAAAGAAGGGAUGCUCCGAGUUGAAACAGUCGAAGAAGUUGGAACUUUGGUUGCGAUAUUCCGGAAUAACCGAGAGCUUGCAUCGAAUGUUCCGGAGGAAUUGAUUGCUCAUAUUGUCGGAUUGAUCGAGCAUAAUUCAAGAAACCCAAUAUUCCUUGAGUUGCUCCAAGCAUUGGUUUGUGUUUACGAUAAGGAAAUUGAAAGUGGGCAGGAGAAAGUUGCAAAUGAAAUCUGUGCGGCUUCGGAUGAAGUCAGACAACUCUAUGUGGAUAAUGCAUCAUUUGAGGAAUUGGAAGCUCUGAUGAAACAAGAAAAAGAGUCGAGAGGAAGAGAAACUGAUAGUCGGAAACCAUUGAAGUACCACAUUGAAUUGGUUCGUCUGCUCGCAAUGUGUACACGUGGAAAGAAUGGAAACACUGAAUUGAAAUGUGCUUCACAAAUUCCAAUGGAUCAUAUCGUCCGAGUUGUCACUUCCAAGCAUUGCCUUGUUGAAGUGAAGACUGUCUAUCUUCAACUUCUUCUUCACUGUUAUAUUGAUACGGAUGCUGAGAUGAAAGACGCCUAUAAGACAGAAUACGUUGACAACAUUCUCAAUAAUCUUCUUGAAGAUAUUCGUUCUCUUCGAAUCGAAAAAUUGACAGAUGCUGAAACAGUGACACUUGAACAUUACAUCUGUCAUACUGUCACUGAAGUGCUCAUCAAGUUUUUCGAAGCUCCGUAUUCUGCUCUUCAACAAGCGAAAGUUGAUGUUCAUCAUCACAAAAAGACAUUCUCAGAAGUGUUGUUGGAGUUGACAAGUUUGGAAAGAGGGAAAUUGAAGAGUACAAGAUCGUCAAGGAACUGGUAUCGAGUUGCCGAAUGCAUCAAAAGAUUGACGAAAUGGGCAGAAGAACACAGUAUUACACUUCCAGCAACUCUCGCAGGACCCCAGAUGGCUGGAACUGCAUCCGUUCGUCAGAAAUGGCAGAAUGCGGCAACCUCGGCAAAGUUGAUUGGAUUGAAUAAGAUGAUGAGUCAGGAAUCGCAGUCGGAGUACGAUUCAGAUUGCAGUCAGGGUCCAUAUCAGCCAUCGAGACUAAACAGACAGAAUACUCUCAAUCCUGGACAUCGACUCUAUGGAACAUCCAAUUCAAUGACUGAACACACUUCUGCAAAUGUUGUUACAUGCUACCAUAUGAUGAUCGGAGAAUUCAAAUUCUAUCUUCAUCCUCUCCACGCAGCCGAAGGAAGUGUUCUUGUUGAAGUUCUUCAUACUCCCGAACUGUUGUUCCCUGAAGGAUCAUCCCUCCGUGAUCAAUGUGCUCGAGGAGGAGUCGUUGCCAAACUGAUUCAACAUUGCAAAACAUUGAUGCAGAAUAAACAAGACAAUCUGUGUGCGAGAGUCCUUCAAACUUUAUGUAAAAUGUGUGAUUGCACGAAACAACAGCUCACUCAACAGGGUCAACAACUCCGUCAACUUCUUCUUCAACGGUACUUCGGGCAACAUAAUCACCAUCAUCCUCCACUGGAUCGACAACAAUCAAAGAUAGGAGAAGUUAUUGAGGCAGUCAAAGAGAAAAAAGAGGAAACGUGGAGUCAAGAACGAGAUUUGUAUGCAAUCCAGUGUAAAUUGAAUGAUGCAGGAGCAUCUGACCUUGUCACAGACAUCAUCAUUAUGGAACCUAGUCGAGAGAUAUUCCUGAAGGCGAUCCAUUUGGCAAGAGCUUUGCUUCACGAAGGAAAUGAUAAAGUUCAACACUCCUUUUACAUGCGAAUGAAGCAGAAAGACAUUCAUGAGCCAUUCUUCAAAGUCAUUUUAACUCGAAUUCAGACAGCCCAAAACAGAUUAAAAAGUGAUAUGAUGAGUUGCAGUGACAGUAAACCGAAAGCUUCAUCCACUGUUCUAACUCCCCUCAUUGAUGCUGGUGAUUCUGGUUUCAAUGGAACAUUAUUUGAAGUUCCACAACAAGUUCGACAUCCAUCGAUAUCUGAAAUGUCCCAGUUGAGCAAUGAUUUGACACAUUCAAUUCCUGAUUUGACUCCGUAUCAAGAUGAAGACAAAUCCACUGACGCCUUACCACCAGAAGUUGCACUCGUCGAACCCAUCCUCCGUGUACUUCAACUUCUUUGUGAAAAUCACAAUAGUCUUCUUCAAAACUUCCUUCGCAAACAAUCCGAUAGAACUAAUCAUAAUCUGGUCUCGGAAACUCUCAGUUUCUUGGAUACAGUCUGUGGUUCAACGAAAGGAAGUCUCGGAGUUUUCGGAGAAAUCGGAGAACACAACUUCUCUUUGAUCACUCAAACACUAGCCACAUUGACAGAAUUCUGUCAGGGACCAUGUCAUGAGAAUCAGAAUACAAUGGCAAUGCAGGAAAAUGGAUUAAAUAUUAUAAUUUCUCUUGUACUGAAUGAGAUCAAACCACUUGCUGAUGACCAUAUGGAACUAGCAUUGGAGAUCAAAAGUCAGGCAUCCAAACUGUUAUUGGCUAUUAUGGAAUCAAGACACGACGGAGAAAAUGCGAAUCGAGUAUUGAGAAAUAUGGCAAACAUGUCUGGAGGACCAAAACAAUUAGUUCAUGCAAUCAAACAAGCAUACGAAAUGACAAAUUCGAAUCAUCACAUGCUGAAAUCAGUGAGCAGAGAUUUAUUCAGAAGAGCUGAGGAUGAUUCGAAGAAUAAACCAGGACCCCAGAUUACUGUUAACACAAUAUCCUUGCCUGAAAUCAAUGUGGAUGCAUCUGGAAUUGUAUCGAUUCAUACAGAGAAGAACAAUUCAAGUUCUCUCGAUGACAAGUUCCACGAGGAAGACUGUCCGAGUGUUGAUCCGAGAGAAGUCGGACAUAAUAUCUAUAUUCUUGCUCAUCAAUUGGCAAUUCAUGAUGGUGAAUUAGAGAUUUGGUUGGAUGGAAGUGACGAAAAAAAAGAUGAUUUGACGAGAGAAGCAUUGAAUUAUUACAAAGAGAGGACAGCUCAAAUUGAGAUCGUAAGACGUGAUCGGACUUUGGAACGGGUCGUUUUCCCAAUCAACGACAUCUGUUCGUAUCUUACAAAAGAAACGAAAGACUACGUGUAUAACAACACAGAAAGAGACAAUCAAGGUUCGAAAGUCACAGAAUUCUUUGAUCAAUGGGAGACAAUGUACCAUGAAAUGAUAUGGCAACGGAAGCUACAAGAUAGAAAAUGGCUCUCUUGGUGUGCUUUUCGAUUACCUCUCUGGACAAGAUUAUCCUUCCAUUUCGCUUUUAUUGUCAAUGCUCUUGUUGCAUGUUAUUAUCCAUUCCCAGAGCAUUCCACAACUCCGAUCUCAUUUGGCAAUUCAUACAGUUGGCUUGCCGUGAUCACUUCAUUCCUUCUUGCUCAUUAUCUCCGUCAUGACAAAUCGUAUCUUCCAAAAACGUUCCUUCUCAUACUUGCGAGUCUCUGUUUCCUGUUCGUCAGUUCUAUUGGUGUCAACAUAACGCUUUAUUUCUUCGGGAUACUGCAACUAGUCAAUAAAGUGGUCCAUGUACUUGCAUUUGUGAGUAACAAAGGAUUAGAAGAUCGGCCACUCAGUGAAAUAUUAGCAUGCCGAAAUCUCCAUUAUCUACUAGUUUAUUUGGCAGUCUGUAUUGCUGGUUUUGUCAUUCAUCCAAUGAUUUAUUGUGCAUUACUUUUCGAUAUCAUUGCUACCGAAGAGACACUUCAAAAUGUCAUUGCUUCUGUCACAAGAAAUUAUCAAUCAAUUGUUUGGACAGGACUUCUUGCUCUUAUUCUUCUCUACGGCUUCUCGAUUCUUGGAUUCCUUUUCUUCAGACACGAUUUCUAUCUGGACGUGGACCCAGUGGAAGCUGAUUCCUCUGCUACCAUCUCAUCAGGACUUCCAUCUGAAACAUGUCCAUCUGAAGGCUGUCCGGGACUGAAACCAACUGGAAAAGACGGCGAUGAUGACGACGACAAGAAAAUAAAAUCAUGUGAAACACUAUGGAUGUGUAUUCUCCAAACAAUGUAUCUUGGACUGAGAAAUGGAGGAGGAAUCGGAGAUGUUCUCAGAAAUCCAGCUCCGUGGGAGGACAUGUUCGUAUGGCGUGUUGCUUAUGAUAUGACAUUUUUCGUUGUACUCAUUGUUAUCGUUCUCAACUUAAUUUUCGGAGUUAUCAUCGAUACAUUCGGAGAUUUGAGGGCAGAGAAGAAUGAGAAGGAGCAGAUUCUCAAGAAUAAUUGUUUCAUUUGCGGUUUGGAUCGAUCUCGAUUUGAUAAUAGAUCAGUGACAUUCGAAACUCAUCGAGAAACAGAACACAAUAUAUGGCAUUAUUUAUAUUAUAUUGUGAUGCUUCAAAUCAAGGAUGAAACUGAAUUCACUGGACCGGAGAGUUAUGUUGCUCAAUGUGUAAAGGACCGGAAUCUGGACUGGUUCCCAAGAAUGCAGGCUUUAUCACUUCAAGAUUCUGAAUUAGAUACUGAUCAAUCUGAAAUGAAACAAAUGAAAGAUCAAAUGAUGCAGAUGAUUGCUAUGAUGCGAGAAAAUCAGAGCCAGUGGGAUGAGGUUCGAGCAUUCAUGGAACAACUACAAUCUCGUUAG
Caenorhabditis remanei is the source of this 8727-nucleotide messenger RNA. RefSeq lists its product as uncharacterized. NCBI's taxonomy places the organism in Eukaryota, Metazoa, Nematoda, Chromadorea, Rhabditida, Rhabditidae. Gene Ontology annotation, biological process: calcium ion transmembrane transport. The record is from RefSeq and is a predicted model, not a curated record. Bases 1 to 8727 code for a protein of 2908 amino acids. The transcript has 30 exons. Gene Ontology annotation, molecular function: inositol 1,4,5-trisphosphate-gated calcium channel activity; phosphatidylinositol binding; inositol 1,4,5 trisphosphate binding. Gene Ontology annotation, cellular component: secretory granule membrane; sarcoplasmic reticulum; endoplasmic reticulum membrane.